CUACAGAGAAUCUUGAACGAAAAUUCUUGGUAAGAGUUCCAAGAUCUUUGCUUGCAAAGAAAAAUGGCAAUAAUAAUGAAGAUGCUGAUAGAAUAGAAGAAGACAACACAGGCGAUCUUUCUGAUCAAAAAGAAAAGGACAACACAGGCAAUAAUUGUAAACUGCAUGACACAAACAAUAUAUCUGAGGAGAAUACUGAAAACAUAGGGCCGGAAGAAAGCAGCAUUAACCUCACCUCUGAUGUCAAGGUAGAGGAUCACAGUACUACAGCAAAAGCCAAAGACACAGUUGCUGAAACACUUUCCCCGGAAAUAAUCAAGAAGAUAUUAGAUGCACAGGAGAACGAGAUUAGUGUCAGCAUGAUUGAUUUUGCUGGACAGUUUGCAUAUUAUGCAUGUCACCAAAUUUACAUGAGAUCAUCGGCUUUCUACAUAUUGGUAAUGGACAUGACAAAAAACUUUGAAGAAGAUGUCAUUGGCGAGGAAGAAGAACAGAAGGGUUCUGUUUUUACAACUUGGAAAUACAAAGAGUAUGUAGAAUUCUGGCUGAAUUCUAUUAAAUCAUUUGGCGGCCCUGAAGCACCAAUCCUUAUUGCAGCCACACACACAGAUGGCAGAACAGAAGAUGACAUAGAUGAUUAUUUCAUAUGUCUAUGGCGGUCCCUACCAGAGGUCGACAAAACAUGGCUGUCCAAUCAUCGCAGUGAAGAAAACGAAUUUGCAUUUGAACUUAUAAACAUAAAUGAAGGCGAAAGAACGCAAAAGUUACAGUUGCUGAAGAAUGCCCUUGUUGAAGUAGUGUCAAAUAAACUGGACACAAAAAUUUUAUAG
This is a messenger RNA of Saccostrea cuccullata (small rock oyster), 830 nucleotides long. RefSeq lists its product as uncharacterized. NCBI's taxonomy places the organism in Eukaryota, Metazoa, Mollusca, Bivalvia, Ostreida, Ostreidae. The annotation marks the transcript as partial. The transcript is spliced from 3 exons. The record is from RefSeq and is a predicted model, not a curated record.